Messenger RNA from Neomonachus schauinslandi (Hawaiian monk seal), 1986 nucleotides. RefSeq names its product spindlin interactor and repressor of chromatin binding (gene SPINDOC). NCBI's taxonomy places the organism in Eukaryota, Metazoa, Chordata, Mammalia, Carnivora, Phocidae. The record is from RefSeq and is a predicted model, not a curated record. The coding region runs from base 237 to 1394 and encodes 385 amino acids. Gene Ontology annotation, biological process: negative regulation of DNA-templated transcription. The transcript has 6 exons.
UGAGCCUCCAUAAAAGGGAGCGGCGGGGGCCUGGGGCCCCGGAUUGAGCCCUCCCCACCCGGGGUCCCGACGCGUUCGGUCUCGGGGAGGCCCGGACGCGCCCGUCGCAGGCCGGGCGGUGAGCGGCGGGCGGCGGGGAAGGGGCUGCGCGGGGCGGGAGGCGGCCCCUGGCUGCGCGCCCGGCCUCCAGCGUCGGGUCACCGCGAUACCCCCCCCGCAUACACACCGGCCGCACCAUGGCCCUAAAGGCCGAGGGCGCCGCGCUCGACUGCUUCGAGGUGACGCUCAAAUGCGAGGAAGGGGAGGACGAGGAGGAGGCCAUGGUGGUGGCUGUAAUUCCGCGGCCCGAGCCGAUGCUCAGAGUGGCCCAACAGGAGAAGACCCCACCGCCUAGGCCCAACCUGCUGGAGGCGGGUGGCGAUGGCUGCGAGGAGCCCAAGCAGCAGGUGUCUUGGGAGCAGGAGUUCCUGGUGGGAAACAGCCCAGGAGGCAGCGGGCGGGCACUGUGCAUGGUGUGUGGGGCCGAAAUCCGGUCCCCCUCUGCAGACACGGCGCGCAUGCACAUCCUGGAACAGCAUCCUCACACCCUGGACCUGAGCCCUUCAGAGAAAAGCAACAUCCUGGAGGCCUGGAGUGAGGGGGUGGCCCUUUUGCAAGACAUCAGAGCUGAGCAGACUUCUUCACCCACCUCAGACUCAGGCCAGGAUGUCGAAGCUGACCCGGACUCCGACCCAGACCCUGCCAAAAUGCCAGCAGAGAUUGUCGUUCUCCUUGACUCUGAGGACAACCCAUCUCUCCCGAAAAGGAGCCGGCCCAGGGGACUCCGCCCCCUCGAGCUUCCUGCUGCUCCUGUCUCGGAGCCAGGAAAUAGGAAGCCCCGUGGUCAGAGAUGGAAGGAACCCCCUGGGGAAGAGCCGGUCAGAAAGAAAAGAGGCAGACCCAUGACCAAAAACUUGGACCUGGACCCAGACCCUGACCCAGACCCCCCGUCACCUGACUCACCCACAGAGACUUUUGCUGCUCCUGCUGAGGUCCGACACUUCACUGACGGCAGCUUCCCCCCAGGCUUCGUCCUCCAGCUCUUCUCCCACACCCAGCUCAGGGCCUCAGACAGCAAGGACUCACCCAAAGAGGGGAGAGCUGCAGAAGGAGGCCUUCCCCAGCCGGAAAGCCCCUCUCCAGCUCCCCCUCCGGGGCUUCGCGGGACACUGGAUCUCCAGGUUAUCCGCGUCCGGAUGGAGGAGCCCCCGGCAGUCAGCCUCCUGCAAGACUGGUCUAAGCAUCCCCAGGGCACCAAGAGUGUGGGAGCAGGUGACACCCCAAACUGGCCUGCAGUUCUGUCAGACUCCAGCACCACUGUGGGGGGGCAGCCAGAGGCAGGGAGUGGUGUGUAGGUUCUCGCUUUCCUGGGGAGGGAGGGAGGGAGGAGGCAGGGUCCCCCUUUGGCUUAUCACUCAGAGCUGCCCGGCUCGACCACCUGAUGGAGAGAGGAAAACCAGGUGCCAAGGCAGGAUGGAGGAGAGGAAGGGGGGCAGCAUCCACUGCUACUUGGGGGCACUGGAAGGUGUCUUCCCCUGGCAAGGCACAAGGCCAGGCCCUGAGAUGGGCAAGGCUGGCCUCAGGGCUGUCGUGUGGUAGGGCAUUGAGCCGUGGAGAACACCUACCCUGAUCCUUUCACUGACCCAGACCUCUCUGUCCCCGCUCCGUUCCCCCUCUUAGCCCCACCCCCAUUCUCCCUUGGCACAGUGCCUUACACAAGAGGUGGUCACGAUGGGGUUUGAACUGAGUCCCACUACCUCGGGGGACGCCUCUCCUCCCCCACCUGUUCAGGCCCCUAAACCAGGAGGCCUCCAUUACCUCUUCCCGCUCCAUCCCUGCAGGAGGCCCAAACAGCCCACCUGGGGGCUUUGUUCACUCCCUCCCUCCUUUUCACCUAUUUUCCUGUUGUAUAUAUCUCCUUUGUUGACAAUAAAUUAUUUUUUUUUA